Rhinopithecus roxellana (golden snub-nosed monkey) is the source of this 3747-nucleotide messenger RNA. RefSeq names its product phosphoglycerate mutase 2 (gene PGAM2). Bases 1523 to 2284 code for a protein of 253 amino acids. The record is from RefSeq and is a predicted model, not a curated record. NCBI's taxonomy places the organism in Eukaryota, Metazoa, Chordata, Mammalia, Primates, Cercopithecidae. Gene Ontology annotation, molecular function: intramolecular phosphotransferase activity. Gene Ontology annotation, biological process: glycolytic process. The transcript is spliced from 3 exons.
CCCAGUACAUUAUGGUCUUUCCUUCCUAGCGUCUGGUGGUACCUAUGGUAGGCAUGUUUAGCUGCUGGUACGAUCCCUCCUCCACUGAAAUAUGGGCUUCAUGUCUGGCCCCUGUGGGACUGCCAGAGCCUGGCCCUCAGUCAUGUUUAGUUGGGCUAGUGAGUCGACUCUUUUGGUCAAAGGGACAAAAGAAGAUGAGGAGAUGUGGCUUCAGGAACAGUGAGACCUGCGCGUGGCACUGCUAGGAGGGAUGGGUUCUACCUGCCAGCCUUGGGGCUCCUGGCAGCCGACAGGACUCUGCCCACUGGGACUUGUGUGCCAACCUUUGGGUACAGAGCCUUAGCUUCACAGGCCCCAAGCCAGGAGCCCCUCCUCAGGUGGGCCAGCAGGGAUGGAUGAAGGCCUGUCGAGGGGUUCUUGCACACUCAGAUCCAAGUCUCAGAGUGGUGGUCCCUCUGCUGGCCUCCCACCCAUACUCUCCUGUCAUCAGAAGUGUGGCAGGUGACAGUGUGGUCACUGGGGUGGGAGGAUGUGGGAGGCCCUGGAUGGGGCCCAUGCCCAAGGGUCUAGCCAAGGCCCCUUCAUUAGGGCCCCAACUGUGACUUUAUUGCUCAUAGUCUCUUCCCUGCCCUGGUGGCCCUCAUCCCUCAAACCUGAAUGCAGAAGUCUUGGUCCUGGACUCAAAUCCAUGCCACUCUUCAGCCUGUGCUGUGGGUUCCUAAGCUGGGCAUUUACCUAGCAAUCAAGACUUCUGACAGUCCUCAGUCCUACCCCCAAACCCCCUUGGACUUCUUUUUUAAGGUGGUUUCAGCUAGGAGGGUGAGCGUGGCUUGGGUGAGGGCAGAUAGGGUGGGAGCAUGUGGCAGGUAUGGAUGAGACCUUGACAAAGGGACCCCAGAUGAAAGACAGGGACCCUUUCUCCCUUUGUCCUGGAAACCCAGCUCAGCCCCAGCCCUUGCCCAUACUGCUGCUGCUGCCUGGUACCUUCCACAAGGCCAGACUCCCCUCCGCAAAGCUGUGGCCUGCACCAGCUCCUCUGGCUCUCCUCUGCCUGCUGAGGGCCCCCUCCCAGCCUGGCUGUCAAUCACAGGAGAAAGGGGUUGGGAUUUUGUUUGUGCCUCUGCCUGAGCAGAGAAUGGCUGAUGCGGCCACCGAGCCUUGACCUGGAGAGCCCCUCUGUCCCUGCUGCCCCCGUCUCCCCUAGCCCAGACUUCUGCCCUUCACGCCCAUCCCUGACCAGCAGCCCCACUCAGCCUAGGCUCUGGGUGCCAGCUGGUUAUGGACAUGCCACCUGAACCCAGGCCAGGAGCUGGUGGAUGCAUAGGGCUAUUUUAAGCACAGCUUCUUGGCCUGCUCCCCUGGCCCCCAGCCCCCAGCAGCUCAGCUACUGGUCACCUGCCACCGCCUGGAAUGCUGAUUGGCAGUUGGCUGGGGUGGGGGCUGGGAAGACACUGUUAUAAAGCUGGGAGUGUAGGGAAGCAGCCGUCCCCAUCCAGAGUCCUCUGUGGUCCCUGCUGCCACCAUGGCCACCCACCGCCUUGUGAUGGUCCGGCACGGCGAGAGCACAUGGAACCAGGAGAACCGUUUCUGUGGCUGGUUCGAUGCAGAGCUGAGUGAAAAGGGGGCCGAGGAAGCCAAGCGGGGAGCCAAGGCCAUCAAGGACGCCAAAAUGGAGUUUGACAUCUGCUACACGUCGGUGCUGAAGCGGGCCAUCCGCACCCUCUGGGCCAUCCUGGAUGGCACGGACCAGAUGUGGCUACCUGUGGUGCGCACUUGGCGCCUCAACGAGCGGCAUUACGGGGGCCUCACAGGCCUCAACAAGGCAGAAACGGCCGCCAAGCACGGGGAGGAGCAGGUGAAGAUCUGGAGGCGCUCCUUUGACAUCCCGCCGCCCCCAAUGGACGAGAAGCACCCCUACUACAACUCCAUUAGCAAGGAGCGUCGGUACGCAGGCCUGAAGCCCGGGGAACUGCCCACCUGCGAGAGCCUCAAGGACACCAUUGCCCGGGCCCUGCCCUUCUGGAACGAGGAGAUUGUUCCCCAGAUCAAGGCCGGCAAGCGAGUGCUCAUUGCAGCUCAUGGGAACAGCCUGCGGGGCAUUGUCAAGCACCUGGAAGGGAUGUCAGACCAGGCAAUCAUGGAGCUGAACCUGCCCACGGGGAUCCCCAUCGUGUAUGAGCUGAACAAGGAGCUGAAGCCCACCAAGCCUAUGCAGUUCCUGGGUGAUGAGGAAACGGUGCGGAAGGCCAUGGAGGCUGUGGCAGCCCAGGGCAAGGCCAAGUGACGGGUUGGGCUUGGGCAAUAAAGGCACCUCCUCCCACAGCCUGGACUCCAGCGCAGCCGGGCAUGCCAGGCUCACCGCACCAUCAGCUAUGGGGACUCCAGAACCAGGGGUGCAGCCAUCCACCUUCCCCCACUCCAUGCCCGUGUCACCAGGGGCAGGAGCCUAGUACCCACCCCUAGACAUCAGGACACUGAGCCAGGGCUGCAACCACUCCAUGAGUUUGCAGGCAGGACAAGCCUGUGGUGACCCUGAAGCUUCAGAGCCACUUAGUAAAUAACCAUGCUCUAGAACUGGCGUGCUUGGGGCCAGUUAGAAGAGGCCAAGUGACCCGGCUCUCCCCAUGGGGAGCAAGGACCACAGCCAGGACAUGGCUUCCCGGACAGCUUCCUACAGAGGGCAGGUGGUCCUCUGCUGUCCUUGCAACCCCCAGGUGGCACUUUGAGCCCUGACUCUUGGGUGGGGACAGGUAAGCCCAGAGGGGGCCUCAAAGCUGGCAACAGCCCAAACUUGGGUCUUCCAUGGGAGUGGAGGGGAAGUUCCCUCUUCAUGGGAGAGGCACCAGGAAGCCCUGGCAAAAAGGGGAGAGGCCUGACCACAGGAAAGCCGGGAGCAGGGUUGGACUCCAUGCAGCCUUCACCCCACGCACCAGCAGGUGACGCCUCGAGUCACGCACGUCCGCCUAGCAGCUCUGGGGCACAGGAGGGACCUAAUUCCCUGGAUGCUCGGUGGGUGCCAGAUACUCACACCACACAGUGGGCCAUCCCACUGUGAGGCUCCCUGAAGCUGGGAGCAGGGCAGCCCUUGGCCUCUCCCAGAGGAAUUGGAACGCAGGAAGACUCUGACUUCAGUCCCAUCUUAACAUUUAGCCUCUUCCUGGUGGCUGAUCAUCAUCAGCCGCAGUCUCAGGGUGAGGGUGCUCACACCAGACACAGAGCAGAGGCAGACACCGGGCAGGCAGCCGGGUGCUAUUCCCACAUGGGAGCAUUCAGGCUAUAGCAGGGCAGGUCAGAGCUGUGAGCCUGUGUAGACCAAACUGGGAAUUCGUGGUCCAAAAGCAUAUUUGUUCUUCAGGGACACGGAUGAGGUGGGACAGAAAAUAGGAGAAGACAACAGGCCGAGGCCACUCUGUGUUACGUUUCCUGAAGUCAGAAUCAGUUGAGGCACACACUGGGGCCGGCAGGCAUUGAGUGAGCCGUGUGGAGGAACAUGUUGUGUCUGCUGUUUUCGAAUACCCAGGGUGGAAGCUUGACCAUCCGCAUCCCCACUUCCCAUAGCCCAGGCAGAGGGACAGAGAAAUGGAGUGGGGAGCAUAGAGCAGGCUCCGACAAGACAACUUCCCUGCUGCCAAACCACCAUGAUCCACUCUGACUUUGGUCACAAACUCCGCUAAAAACAAUUCUCUAUGUUCACUGUUCCCAAGGGUCAUUCUAAACAGUGGUGGCCACCACCCCUUAGAAGCAAGA